GUGACGCUCUGACGCGCCGCUCCGGACAAUAAAGGCGCGCGUGCGUGUGAGAGAUCGCGCACACUUUGGCUGACACUGACUGGACACACACGACACACCACAGCAGUAACAUGGCUCUGGACAUCAGCACCUGGGAUCUGGCGUGUCAGUUCAAUAACACGGAUCACCACACGGAGCUGAACGGCACUGACCGGCUGAUCGUACGGAGAGGACAGGCCUUCACCAUCAACCUGUACCUGAACUCCGGCUCGUACCAGCCCGGAUACAGCCAGCUGCACAUCACUGCAGAGACAGGUAAUGCACACAGAUAUGAACCUAAUAUUUUAAUACCUCAGCUAACUGUCAGACUCUGGUCUGUGUUUUGUGCCUUCCCUGCCCUUAUUUGGUCCUUCCUGUUCCUGUCCAUAUCUUCAUUUAGUCCAGGUGUUCCCCAUUUAGCUCGGUUUGUUCCCAGGUGUGUCCCAUUUUUCGAGGAGGGCAUACUGGACGUUUGCUUGAGAAUCCUGGACAUGAAUCCUAAACACAGAAGGAACCCUGCGAAGGACUGUUCUGGACGCAGAAACGUCAUUUAUGUCACAAGAGUGCUGAGUGCCAUGAUCAACAGCAAUGACCGGGACUACGGCGUGGUGGAGGGCUGCUGGAAGGACACGUUUGACGGCGGCGUGAGCCCCAUGUCCUGGAGAGGAAGUGUUCAGAUCCUGAGGACGUGGAGCAGCACUUCCUGUUUGCCGGUGCGCUACGGACAGUGCUGGGUCUUUGCAGCCGUCGCAUGCUCAGUGUCUCGCGCUCUGGGAAUCCCAUGCAGGGUGAUAACAAACUACUAUUCUGCCCAUGACACCAACAGCAACCUUGUUAUCGAGCGCUAUCUCAACGAGAAAGGAGAAGUAGACAGGAGCACCAGAGAUAUGAUAUGGAACUACCACUGCUGGGUGGAGAGCUGGAUGACGCGACCCGAUCUCCCUCCGGGGUUUGACGGCUGGCAGGCGAGUGACCCGACGCCGCAGGAGAAAAGUGAAGGUGUGUUCUGCUGCGGGCCGGUUCCUGUGCGGGCGAUAAAAGAGGGCGAGCUCACCUUUAAAUACGACGCUCCCUUUGUGUUCGCGGAGGUGAACGCAGACUUAGUGUACAUGCUGAAAUAUAACGAUGGGAGCACAAGGAAGAUUGUCAAUGACCAAAAAGUAGGGCAGAAGAUCAGCACCAAGAGCGUAGGCCGAGAUGAUAGAGAAGACAUCACACACCUGUACAAAUAUCCCGAAGGUUCUGCGGAGGAGAGGCAGGUUUUCGAGAAAGCAAACCACCAGAACAAGCUGCUUCAGGAGAAAGGCAACCCUGGGCUGCAAAUCACCAUCAAGCUGUCGACGGGCAUCAGGAAGGGCUGUGACUUUGACGUCUUUGCAAUAGUGAGCAAUAACACAGAGGAGAAUAAGAAGUGUCGUCUGGUGUUUGCAUCUCGUGCCGUGUCGUAUAACGGCGUGAUCGGACGCGAGUGCGGCUUUAAAGACCUGCUCAAUGUGGAGCUGGCGCCUGGAGGAGAGAGGAAGGUUCCUCUGAGGCUGAACUACAGUAAAUACUGUAAUAAUCUAACGGAGGACAAUCUCAUCCGUCUGGGUGCUCUGCUGAUCGACCACAGCACAAAGGAAGCCGUCAUGGCCAUGCGUGACGUAGUGCUGGACGAACCGGAAAUCAAAAUCAGGAUUCUGGGAGAACCCAAAGAGAAGCGUAAGCUGGCGGCGGAGCUCACUCUACAGAACCCGCUGCCAGAACCCUUACAAGGGUGCUGCUUCACCAUCGAGGGCGCAAACCUCACCGGCGGCAGCAGCAUCACCGAGAAACUGGAUUCACCCAUCGAACCCGGGCAGGAGGCCAAAGUCAAAAUCUACUUCACUCCCACUCAGUCCGGCCUGCGCAAACUCGUGGUGGAUUUUGACAGCGACAAGCUGGGCCACGUUAGAGGAUACAAGAACGUUAUCAUCGGGAAAUGAGCGAACGGAAUGUGAAUCGUCUGUUUUUCCAUAUACUACAGAGUAAUACGUUAUCUUUUAUAAACUAAGAAUGUGAAAAGUCAAGCUUCUGCAGCUGUACGUAUGUGUUUAAGCACAACACAGUAUGCAAUAUUAAAUCUUUUCAAUUUUAAGUGUCCUUGAUGUGUUUGGAGCCACAUUGCACUGUGGGAAAUAUCAUGCUGUAAAAACACAAGAAUGACAAGGAUGCAUGGAAGAGACGGCGAUUUAACUAGAUUUUUAGAAGAGAGAGUAAACAUUUAUAUGCAAUUUUUAUGUUUUUGCUUUAUAUAUCUUUAUAUUCAGCUGUGACUUUUUCAUUAAAAAUCAUUUAUGCUAUAA
Molecule: messenger RNA, 2342 nt
Organism: Carassius gibelio (silver crucian carp)
Lineage: Eukaryota; Metazoa; Chordata; Actinopteri; Cypriniformes; Cyprinidae
Gene: tgm2b
Product: transglutaminase 2b
Exons: 11
Coding region: 111-1982 (623 amino acids)
Biological process (GO): peptide cross-linking
Molecular function (GO): protein-glutamine gamma-glutamyltransferase activity
Source: RefSeq, a predicted model, not a curated record